AUGCAGGAUCAAGACCUUUGCCAGCAGCGACGUUUUCGUAACGGCGACGAUGUUGGCGAAGCUCAAUCUAGCAGCGUGGCGGAGGACGAGUCGGCAGAGUACCAGCUCCCAGCAAACCGCAAUGGGCGCUCCACAGCCGCGCAAGAUCAGGCAAGUCAACAGGUUCGCUUAAGGCAGCGGAAUGCCCAACAGACACUAUUGGACAAGGAUGUGUUCUCUGCGUUCCUCGACGCGGGCUUGCGCUGCAGCAUGUGUCCCAAGCCUAUUCGCCUGGCGACAGGUCUCAAGUGCUUGAUCGGUCAGGACAGUUAUUAUCUCUGCGAUCUUGCGCCUGCUACGUUUGCAUUAAACUACGUUCGAAGGUUGCAGGAGCAAGCCCUGCUGAUUCCAGGCAUAUCCAGACUGUUAGAGACAUUUAUCAACGCUGCGCCAUCGUCAAAACCAGGCUGCGACUCCGGUCGCUUGGGACCUGACGGCAACAGAGGGGAAAGAAAAUCGCAACAAGGGCUCCAGACACACCUGUGGGAUCUCCUCCGAAAUGGGGUACGAAAUCAGGACUCUGCUCGCAGGCUGAGUCCCAUGAAGUCUUCAGAAGGUGUCAGGCUACCUAAUUCCAUGUUGGGUCUUCCCCAUGCUUUUAGCCCGUCAUGGCACAUUGGCUCUAGGGAUGAAGCUUUCCUACAAUCCGACGACUUUGGGUCGUGCAGAGCCACGAGUGAAGAUGACCUAUUCGGUCUCCGCCUCGACCUUGAUUGCCCGGCUAUUGUCUCCUGCAAUACUGUACCGGUGCUAAUGGCGAAAGCUCUCAAUGACGGUGAGAGGCGGCCCAGCGAUCGCUGCCGCGACGAAAGCGGCGGGCCAAUCAUGGCUGAAAUCUACGGCUGCCCUUUCGAAGGACAGGCAGGCCCAGGUUCCCCACAGCACGAAAGCAGAAAGUACUCGAAAAGCGUGUCACCGAUGAGUGAUGUGUCAAUGCUCCUCCCAUGCGAAAGACCUAUAAAAGAUGGCCGCAUAGUUGGGCAUCCUCAAGCCAUUGGUGGGUCGAGCUGGCUUACUCAGAAUGUCAUCCGCAUGCAUCCGCUGAGGCAGCAACAGCACCAACACGACGAAUUGGGCCAACAAGCUUCGGCUCGGAAAAGGCACAGCUUAUAUGAGGGGCCCAACUUGGAGUGGUGGUCAGAUACGAGCGAUGCAAGCGACCUGCCUCUCGAAGACUCUUAUGAGCAAUAUACAAACUUACACCUUGACAACCCCUGCAUAUCUUCUUUCUGCGCCAGCGAGACAGAAAGGGUGCACGACCAUCUGGAGCUACAAUCCGAUUCUGAAGACGAUCAGUUGAUAGUCAGCACAUCAUCGAUGUCAAGACCCCAGUCCCGAGAAAGUUCGAGCUGCUCUUUGGCGGAAGUAAUUGGGAACGACCAUUUGUUGUGGCAUAUAUGGAAGCGGCGUGCGAGUGUAGCUCCUCGGGGUGAAGAAGAUAUCUCCGAUAUGAAGACAUUAUUCGCGACGGACCCAGACAUGAAGCUAUUCAGUUCGAGAUGGGACUUGGAUCCCAGCGAUAUCAGUUCCGGCAGUAAUGAAGACCCGAUGCUGCAGGAAACCGUAUACAACCGAUCUCCUCGAGACAAGGCGAACUCACCGAUGACACCCAAUUCGGAAAGACGGUCAUACUUUGCGAUUACACGAUCCCCAUCAUCCUCGGGACAUGUUGGGCGAUCGACUGCUGAUCCGAAACGACGGUCAAGUCUUAUCAAACGAUUUACCUGGGGUGGCCGACAGAGUUCGCCUCAGGCAGCAGCGCUGGAAGCGCCAAAGCUCGAGCAGAGGACGAUAGAGGUCAAGAGGAGGAAGACUUUGGAUGAUUAUGAGAUGAUGGACAAAGAGGCCAGUAACGAUGACUCCAGCGACAUGCUCUUCUAG
This is a messenger RNA of Cladophialophora yegresii CBS 114405, 1920 nucleotides long. RefSeq lists its product as uncharacterized. The record is from RefSeq and is a predicted model, not a curated record. Lineage: Eukaryota; Fungi; Ascomycota; Eurotiomycetes; Chaetothyriales; Herpotrichiellaceae. The transcript has a single exon. The coding region runs from base 1 to 1920 and encodes 639 amino acids.